GCUGUGCCACCGGUAUUACCAAGAUAUCGAGCACGGUAGCGUUUGAGUCCGGCAGGUGAUCCCGAUAGCCAUUGCCUAUCACUUCUGGUGUGGUUGGAUGCCUCCUUAACUACUUUGACCAGGUACUUGUUGGGCGAUUGCCUCGCUACCUAUCUUUUCAAGUGUAAUUAAGACUUCUAUACGAACAGGUAUUUAAGCGGUUUGAACACUCAUACGCCCCUCUAAAGUUGCAAACUCAGCAUUUUGGCAGCGAGCAAUCUUCGUCAUAUUUCUGUACAGGAGACAAGCUUCACCACAGCAAGACGGUUGUUCAGUAUCUUCGUGUUUCCUUUAGCGUUGGCACCGCCUGAGCAUAACAAAUUCCCAGCUCCCAAAAAUAUAUGUAAAAUAAGAUCCAGAUCAAUGCCAAUACAUGGUCUUACCGAACACUGUUAGACAAGGUCUUAUCUCCAGUGAAGCUCGGGGUUCCUGACAUGUUGUGUAUUCGAGACUCGAUCGAGAUUGGUCUCCUCUCAAACCCAGGCUUCAGAUGACAUGAUGUCUCUAUCAAACACAGCCAUCCUCCAGCUGCCCCUCCAUUGUCUUCUCUUAAUGGUUCUAUCAGAAGAAGCAUUUACACGCAUUUUACCUUCAUCCCCCAAGAUGACAUGCCAUUUCAUACACCCUUGGCCUUCGCAAAUCCUUCUAUUGUAUAAGAUUUGAUGGCGAACCAUGAAAAUAACCAGCCACCGCCUCUUGCUUCAACAAUACUGCAAGGCCUCCAGGCUCAAUCCUCUUGCCAGGAUGACUUCAACCUCACAAUUGUUCGCCGCCCCGACCGCCGUUUUGCUCUCGUACUCGGGUCGACGACUCAAUUACGUGCUUGACGCAGCCAUCCGGAUCCAUCUGUUUCAACAAACAGAACAACCCCUCAAUCCGUUCAAACUCUGUCGAUCGGAGAUGUCUCACAGGGCAAAAUGAUUGGAAGAGGGAAGCGUCCGAGGAGGAAAAAGCAAUCGGGAUGGAGCCGACGGUGCCGGAGGCGUUCGGUACACCAAUUGACCCCUCCAAAACCCGCCAGGCUGGGAAGGCGAUGUCCCCAAACCGAACGCGCUAUUGCGGUCCAAAACGCCCUGUCAACCCAGUCGGCCGGCACGCGUGCACAGGGCAGGUGCUGCCCCCCAGCCAGUGUUGUGCAACUGAACUUGUUGAAUGGUGGAAGUGAGACCCAGCUUGUGAUGUUUUCUUUUUCUGUGGGUUGAACUCAGGUUCAGUUCGCUCCUCCGCCGUUGUCCUGCACAUUUGUUGCUCCUUGCUCCCCUCCUCGUCGCUUUUUCCAUGCGAAGCUUCCAGGUUGACGUGAAGGUUGCCUCGCCAGGCCAAUUUUUGUUGUUUUGCUUGCUGCACACGCCCAGUGCCGACUGACCACCAGUCCGCCGCGUUUGGACCCGCCUGGCUCGAGUCCUUCGUCCCCCUCAACUCGACGUGACCCGCUUCCCAACCUGCGCGCGUUCGCUUUCGCCCGACGCGAUCCCGUGAGGAUUUGGCAAUCAACUGCCACUCUCCGUCCGUGGGCGACGUGUUUCUUCGCUUCCUUGUCGAAUGCGCCGGAGAAAAAAAGGGCGUAUCUCACUUUUGCUAUAACCACCGCGAUCGCUUUUCAUUGCUCUUCAUCAAAAGGCUGCCGCCACCAACGCCGCGCCGUUGCGGAGCUCCGACCUUUGAGACAACUGUAGAGCGCAAGUGGCAGGGCAUAAAUAUAUCCAUACCUUUUCUUUGCGAUGGACUCUUUUGGGGAGGAUUCGCAGCCGACUCAAGCGACGCAAAACGUCGUGGAUCCGAGACGGCUGGGACAGCAGAACUCGGGCUUCUCAGAUACAGACAUCGCCGACAUAAUAUGUCUUCUUGUUCCGCAGUCGGAUGCUGCACGCCGAGAAAUCAGAAGAAUCAGACUCCGAACACUAGAGCACACGGUUGGGAGGGAUGAGGCGCUCAACUUGGAUGUGGAAGAGGAUGGGGAGGAUGUAAUUGGGGGCCAGGGCUUUCCGGGACAUGGUGUAGGGGAGUAUCACAUUGCGCUGAGGUUUUCCACCGAGAUUAAGAGUGUUGUAAAUGGCUUCACAUUUGGACGAAACGAAAGUCGUUGCGACAUUGUUUUCGAAGACGACCCGAUGCGACGGCUGAGCAACACCCACUUCCGCAUCUACCUCAACGACCACGGGGUUUUGAUGAUUGAGGACAUGUCGACAAACGGCACCGUUGUUGAUGAGCAGCUCUUACGACGAAAGGGCGAGCCACCGCUCGAUGUGAAGAGGACACUAAGGAGCGGUUCGAAUAUUAAGAUUUUGAUGCAUGAGGAGGCAAGAGACCUCAAGUUCAGGGUCUGGAUACCAAUCCGGCAGGGCUACUCAAAUGAAGCCUACAAGCAAAACCUACGAACAUACAUUUCAAAUCGAGCAGCACUCACGGUAGAUGUGAACGCAACCAUCGUGCCCGGCCCUGGUGGGCGUGUUGACAUAUUCAAGCCCGCGGCACCCAGAGCAGCUCCUGCGCAAAGGCAAACGCCCAAUAACCCGGUAGCUGUUCGUCGGGCACAGCCAGGUCCUUCAGAUCAACAAAAUACCGAUGAUAUCUUUGAUGGUCUUCCAAAGGCGUGGGGUGGGUCGCAAAAGUACAACCGUGUGGGCGAGGUGGGCAGAGGCGCCUUCGCUACCGUCUACAAGGUGACCUCGAGGUUCAGCGGUGAACCUUAUGCGGCCAAAGAACUCGACAAGCGGAAGUUCAUGAAGAACGGCGUCUUGGACCAGAAGGUUGAGAACGAAAUGCGCAUCAUGCAAAAAGUCAAACAUCCAAACAUUGUCGAAUACGUCGAGCAUCUCGACUGGGAUAACCGGCUGUUGAUCAUUAUUAUGGAAUAUGUCGGCAAAGGAGAUCUCGGGAGGUUGAUCUCGGAGUAUGGGCCUCUCACCGAGGACACCACGAGGACCAUGGCAACCCAGCUGCUGGAUGCCUUGGAUUAUCUUCACAAGAUGAACAUCACCCACCGUGAUGUGAAGCCGGACAACAUUCUAGUGAGCUCACAUGAUCCAUUUGUGGUCAAGCUCACGGAUUUUGGGCUUUCCAAGAUGAUUGAUCACGACCAGACGUUUCUCAGGACCUUUUGUGGUACCCUCCUGUAUUGCGCCCCUGAAGUAUACUCGGAAUAUACCGAAUACGAUAGCAGAGGCAGACGGCAUCCCCGAAAUCGACGUCUCCACCCACAAACUGGUCAGAGAUACGAUCACGCGGUUGACAUUUGGUCCUUGGGAGGCGUUCUUUUCUACACAAUGACGAAAUCACCCCCCUUUCCGGCUCAAAGCGGAGCUAGUCACUCGGCGCUCCUUCAUCAGAUCAUGACCAAACCCCUCAACAUAGCACCCCUUCAACAAGCCCAAAUCUCAGAAGAGGGUAUCAAGUUCAUCCAGGGCAUGCUCGACCGUAAACCAGAGAACCGAGCAACGAUUGAAGCGCUCCAGCAGCACCCCUGGAUUCAGCCGCCUCCACCACCGCAGGUCGAUGAAGUAUCCGACCAGGAGCUCAGCUUCAAUGCUUCACAGCUCAGCAUCCAGGAUCAAGACUUGCAGAUGCCGUUUGAGGACCAUCUGAUUCCAGCCAGCGACGAUGAAGAUCUCCCUGAUCAGGAGCCAGUUCCAACCGGCGGAUACGAGUCCGAGAAGGAGAACUACACAUUUGGAGCCGGUAACCAGCCACAGCCUCAACCUCAACGUCUCUUUGGAGAAGUAAAUCCGUCAGCUAUAGGGAGUCAAGGCGCAGUGGCGGCCCAUCGUCUGAAUCUGCCCGUGUCCAAAGACAGCUUUGCGUCAAGCGCAUCGACGGAGAUUUUAGGAUCCGACAAUGAAAUCAAGGACAGCUUUGAGUCUGACCAACACUCCACACCGCGGCAGAAGAAGCAGUUCUCGCAAAUUCCCUCUGUCGGUCUGGAGGAAGGGUCCUUCUCGCUCAGCCAGAGCAGAUCCACGGAGGACCUCAACACCAAGACCUUUGAUGUGGCAUCACAGAGCUUGGGGGGCGCCGAGUCCAUCCUGGAGAAUCUUAAUAUGAAGUCACGCGUCGGCUCCCUCCUUGCCUCUCGUGGAAGUGAGGUGAACUCCAGCAAACGCAAGCAGGAUUCAUCCAGCGAAGAUGAGGCUCAGCGAGGGCCUGUAUCCGAUGGGCGCGGUCUGAAGAGGUUUCGAUCAGACCCUACAACGGUUCAAAAGCAACAGCAACAACAACAGCAGCAGCAGCAGCAGCAAGAAGUCGCCAUUCGCACGCUCGAUAGGAAGGACUUUGAUUUGAUGUCGCAAAUCCCAUCGAUUCCUAAGCAGUCGGUGCAGAUCGACAUUCCAGUCCACAAGGCUACAUACUGGCUGGCUAAUGACAGGAGCACCUGGCAUCUGACGUACCCCGAGAUGACACAGCUACAGUUCGACGCCUUCAAAACGGCAGCCAAAGCCAGAGGAGAAGACUUUGCUCCAGGCAAAACCCCUCUUUGGGACCUGGCAAUGAAGUACUUCCCACCCACCAAUCGGGAGCGGCCAGGCAAGAUCAGAAGGACCUUUGAAGAUUCCGGAGACCACACGAUGCCGUCUACUGCAAUCGACUCCCAGGCGAGUCAGCAUGUCGAGAUCCCAGACACCCAGGACGCGUAUACCACCAUGGCUAUGUACUCGGAGCGGAUGAAGCCAGUGAUUGCGUGUUUGAAGUCAACACCCAGUUCAGUGGUUCACUUCAUUCAGGUCCUGGUAACUGAGUGCAUGAUCUCCUGGGGCCGUUCAGUCGAUAAUACUCGCUCGUACGAGCCCAAAUCGGAGAGCAGAGUCCCAAAAUACGCAUUCAAGCUCCUCCUGUGGAAGAACAACUUUGAUGCGACCAUCAACAGGAACUGGCGGCCUUGGAACAAGCGCUACGAGCCUGACGAGGAGGAGUUCAUGUUUUACAUUUGCACCAAGGCGACCAACGGCAUCUGGAUCAACGGCGAGAAAUUGCGCUCUCACCUGAACGAGAACAAGAAAGCCGACGGCCCUUACAAGUACUGGGCUCCCCUCUACGACGGCGACCGCGUCUCCGUCUGGCAGACCAUCGACGGCAAUUCCAGAACUGAGCUCACCUUUCGUUGCGUCUGGGGAGGCAGCGCGAAACCUCGUCCCGGCUACGGUCCUCAAGCUAUCCCAACCAUGGUCGACACGGACACUGCCCGCCAACUGGAUCACCUCUGCGACAAGAUUGAGCGCAAGAUGCGCAGUCUGAACGAGCACGACCUCUGUAUGGAGGAGGCGGAGUAUGACAUGAACGAACGCCACAAGCACAUUGACCGGGAGAGGGAAAAGUCGAAGCAGUUUGAGAAGCUGAGGAGGCAGGCGGACAGGGGUGGGAGGAGGCCGAGCCCGAUGCCGGGGAUCACGUAUGGGAACGCGGAUUCCACGCCGGCGAUGUGGACUAGUCAGUUCAGAGGGGGGGUGCCUGUUUUUAGGAGGCCGAGUCCGACUGCUUCGGAUUUGUUGAGGGCUGCGAGGUAUUGAUUGUGGUUUUGGAGAGAAGAAAAAAACAUGAUACCCGGUGAAGGUGUUUUUUUUUUUUGGUACGAUUGUUGGAAGGUUUGUUGGAACUGUUUGGUGUGAGAGAAGGGAGGGGUGGGUUUUAUGCAUAUUAUUAUACAGCACACAGUCGUUACGGUAUAGCUUUGUUGGAAAGGGGUGUUUAAUAUCUGUUAUAGGGUUGGAUGAAUGUUUGGGCGCAAAAUUCAUACAUAUCUCGUAUUGUAUUGUCAUCUAUUUUUUGGGGGAGGGGGUUGUUAGUGAAUGGAUGGCUUGAUGGAUGUGUUGUUUCUGGGUGUUUGUUUUGUUGACUGGUACUGGAGAUCUAUAUUUUUAUGUUGGAAGGAUAUGAUGAUGAGCUUGGUUUGUGUGGUUUGGGGAUGUGGUGAUAGUGUCGAGAUGGUUCGAUAAGGAGGCUGGACUGGAAAGAGAUGUUUCAAAACAUGAAAAUACAAUACAGAUAUCAGACUAGGUGCUAUCUAGAUGGUUUCGGUCGUGUGUUUUUU
This is a messenger RNA of Podospora pseudocomata, 6061 nucleotides long. RefSeq names its product Protein kinase protein rad53 (gene RAD53). Gene Ontology annotation, cellular component: nucleus. Gene Ontology annotation, biological process: mitotic DNA damage checkpoint signaling; protein phosphorylation. Gene Ontology annotation, molecular function: protein serine/threonine kinase activity; protein binding; ATP binding. The record is from RefSeq and is a predicted model, not a curated record. The transcript has 4 exons. Lineage: Eukaryota; Fungi; Ascomycota; Sordariomycetes; Sordariales; Podosporaceae. The coding region runs from base 1761 to 5540 and encodes 1259 amino acids.